Messenger RNA from Enterobius vermicularis (human pinworm), 723 nucleotides. The record is from the annotation of a GenBank genome assembly. NCBI's taxonomy places the organism in Eukaryota, Metazoa, Nematoda, Chromadorea, Rhabditida, Oxyuridae.
AUGGUAAGUGGUAACCGUCUGGUUGGAGCACUAGAAUGUCGUCCGAACUCUUGGCCCUGGACGGCACAGUUAAUUUGGCGAAAUGGAGUACAUCGUUGUGGUGCAGCGCUGAUUGAUGCUAGUUUUAUUAUUACUGCAGCCCAUUGUUUUUCCAAAACUAGAAAUCCGGAUUACUACAAAAUUCUUCUCGGAGGUCAUGAAGCAGGCAGUGGUGAACUGCAUCAUGUCAGAAAUAUUUCUGUUCAUCCGCUUUUUGGCGUCGUUCAACCCAGUUCUUACGACGUUGCUGUUGCAAGAAUUGAUCCACCGGCCAAUUUCAGCAGUCAAAUUCGUAAAGUUUGUUUGCCGGUAUUUCCAGUACCUAAUAACAAAAUAUGUGUUGUUACAGGAUGGGGCUUUAACGCAGAGAAUGGAAAUCGUUCAAAAAUUAUGAGGGAGAUUCAUGUUCCUAUUUUACCGCCUUUUAAAUGUAACGAUUUCUUACACUAUAGAGGAAAUUUGCAUUUACCUUCAAUGAUUUGCGCUGGCUAUUUAAGUGGAGGUGUUGAUGCUUGUCAGGGAGAUUCUGGUGGCCCCUUGGUUUGUGAGACAAGAGGAAAGUGGGAACUGCAUGGACUAGUUAGCUGGGGACUUGGUUGCGCUCGGCCGAAUAAACCAGGAGUUUAUACCAAAAUCAUAGCAGUUGUUCCCUGGAUUCGGCUUCAAAUGCUUACCCUUCAUUAA